Molecule: messenger RNA, 7349 nt
Organism: Microcebus murinus (gray mouse lemur)
Lineage: Eukaryota; Metazoa; Chordata; Mammalia; Primates; Cheirogaleidae
Gene: SCAF11
Product: SR-related CTD associated factor 11
Biological process (GO): spliceosomal complex assembly
Molecular function (GO): RNA binding
Source: RefSeq, a predicted model, not a curated record
AGGAAGGGGGGAGGAGGGAGACGCACGGGGAGGGGAGGGAGGAAGCUAGACAACGGGGGAAGGGGGAGCAGCGGUGGCGCAAGCCGCGCGGAGCAGCGCAACCCGGGUCCGCUCCCUUUACCGCCGCCUCCCGGCCCGGUCAGCGGCGCCGGUGCCCCAGCGUCCCCGGAACACCUCAAAGCGGACGGAGGAGUCCAUGUUGGGGAACUUGGCGGCAGAGUGACGGGGACCUAGGGAUCUGCGGUGGGGCCGCCGCCGCCGCUGGACCAAGCGCCUCGACCUCGGCCUGAGGAAACCCUUUUCCAAGGAGAAAUGAAGAAGAAAACUGUAUAUACCCUAAACAUGGGAGAUAAGGAGUAUGAAGAUAUGGAAGGAGAAGAACAUAGAGAUGAUACUGCUACUACUGGUCUGUUGUACAGUGAAGCUGACAGAUGUCCCAUAUGUCUUAAUUGCCUAUUAGAGAAGGAAGUUGGUUUUCCAGAAAAUUGUAAUCAUGUGUUCUGUAUGACCUGUAUUCUUAAAUGGGCAGAGACACUGGCUUCAUGUCCUAUUGACCGAAAACCUUUUCAGGCAGUGUUUAAAUUCAGUGCAUUGGAAGGUUGUGUUAAGGUUCAAGUAAAAAAACAGUUGAGAGAAGCAAAGGACAAGAAAAAUAAAAGCUCUUUGAAGAAUCAACUCUCCUGUCACGAAAAUUCUAAAAGCUGUACAAGAAAAAAAGUCAUCAUAAGAGAAGAUCUAUUAAGUGCAAAAUUUUAUGACAUCAAGAUGAUGCAUAAAAACUCUUCAUACAGUGAAACAGAAGGAAAGAAAAAUGAAGCAAUAAAGAUAUAUAAGCCUCAAAGAUCAAAUUGGUGUACAAGUCAGUGCUUCAGAAAUUUUUUCUCCAAUAUAUUUUCUUCUAGUAGUCACACUGGAGAAUCUUCUUUUACCUGUAGAGCUUAUUGUACAGAAUUUAUAGAAGUCAAUGAAAUCAGUGCACUGAUUAGGCAGAAGAGACAGGAACUGGAAUUAUCAUGGUUUCCUGAUACAUUACCUGGAAUUGGAAGAAUUGGUUUUAUACCCUGGAAUAUUGAAAUGGAAGUUCUUCCUCUCAUUUCUUCUGUGUUGCCAAGAACUAUUUUUCCAACAAGUACCAUAUCUUUAGAAAAUUUUGAUACUUCUUGCAAGGCAUUAGCACAUACCCAAGAAGGAGAAGAAAAGAAGCAAACUUCUGGUACGUCAAAUACCAGAGGAUCAAGACGAAAACCUGCAGCAACAACUCCUACAAGGAGAUCUGCACGUAACAUGAGAGCUGAGGCAGUCAGUCAGUCUCCGAGAUCCCCAGUAUCAAAUAAUUCUAGGUGUGAUGCCCCAGGUAACAAUAAUCCAUCUGUAAGUGUUUCCUCUUCAGCUGCAUCAGAAAAGCAAACAAGACAAGCUCCAAAAAGGAAGUCUAUAAGAAGAGGAAGAAAACCACCUUUAUUAAAAAAGAAGCUUCGGAGUUCUGUACCUCCACCUGAAAAAUCAUCUUCCAGUGAUUCAGUAGAUGAAGAAACGGCAGAAUCUGACAUGCCACCUGUGUUAGAAAAAGAGCACCAAUCAGAUGGAGAAAGUAGUACUAAUUGUACUGUGAAGACAAAUGUAGAAGACCAAUCUGCUAACUGCUUGCAAAGUUUCAGUGAGCAAAUAGAAAGUGAGAAACAUGCUGAGAAUCGUGAUAUAGAGGAAAACGUAGAAUCUUCAUAUUCUGAAUCUUGUACUCAGGGUCCUCCUGUGCUACUUGGGGAGGAAGAGGAAAUUCAAAAACUUGAGAACACAGAUAGAGAGGCUAAAGUUUUGUGUUUAGAAAGUGAGAUUUCUGAAAAUAUUUCUGAAAAGGGAGGUGAUCCAUUAGAAAAUCAAGACCAGAUAUUUGGACCUUCAGAAUCAGAGGUAAAGGCAGAUAUGUAUACAGAUCAUCCUCCAAAUGACUUUCUUCCAUGUUCAGGAUCCGAAAGUGAAGUACACAAACCUGUAUCUAGUCCCUUACCCGAGUUACCUGAGAAUGCAGAGUCAGUGGUUAAUGAAGAAAAAAUGAGAGAGAAUCCCAUAGCAGAAAUUAUUGAUCAUAAAGAUUCUACAGUAAAAAUAGAAGAGCUUAUAGAUAGUCCCAAGUUAGAAUCCUUUGAGGGUGAAAUGAUACAAAGAGUGGAUAGAAAAUCUAUUGAGAACUCAGAGAUUCAGUUGCUUGGGCAUGUUAAAACUGAAGAUACAGAAAUAAUUACAACAUGUGAUACUUCUGAGAAUGAAAAUGUCAAUAGUAUUCAAGACUCUGAAAAUAAUUUAUUAAAAAAUGAUCUUAUUAACACCAAGUUGGACAAAUCUUUAGAAGAAAAAAGUGAAUCUGUGAUUGAACAUCCCAGAUCUACAGAGUUGCCUAAAACACAUAGUGAACAAAUUCAGAAGCAUUUUAGUGAGGACAACAAUGAAACGAUACCUAUGGAGUGUGAUUCAUUUUGCGGUGACCAAAAUGAAUCCGAAAUUGAACCAUCUGUAAAUGCUGAUUCUAAACAACUGAAUGAAAAUUCUGUGGCACUCAGUUCUGAAAAUAAUGUACCGUCUUUUGAUCCUGCAAAUGAAAAGACUGAAUCUGUAUCUCAACCAUCAGAAAGCUCAAUAGAUACAAUAGAUAAAGCCAAAAAGCCUCGUACUCGAAGAUCUAGAUUUCACUCCCCAUCUACUACUUGGUCUCCCAACAAAGAUUCUGCACAAGAAAAGAAGCGGUCCCAGUCUCCAUCUCCCAAAAGAGAAACUGGUAAAGAAAGUAGGAAGUCUCGAUCACCAUCUCCUAAGAAAGAAUCUGUCAGAGGACGGAAAAAAUCUCGUUCUCAGUCCCCCAAAAAGGAUAUUGCAAGAGAACGGAGGCGAUCUCAAUCUCGGUCUCCAAAAAGAGAGAGUACAAGGGAAGGGAAAAGAUCUGAAUCACUGUCCCCAAGAAGAGAUACUUCUAGAGAGAACAGAAGAUCUCAGUCAAGAGUGAAAGAUUCCUCUCCAGGAGAAAAAUCCAGAUCCCGGAGCAGAGAAAGAGAAAGUGAUAGAGAUGGACAGAGAAGAGAUCGAGAAAGAGAGAGGAGAACCAGAAGAUGGUCUAGGUCCAGAUCUCAUUCUAGAUCACCCUCGAGAUCCAGAACAAAAAGUAAGAGUUCAUCAUUUAAUAGAAAUGACAGAGAUGGUUACUCUCCUCGGUGGAAGGAAAGAUGGGCAAAUGAUGGUUGGAGAUGUCCACGAGGAAAUGAUCGAUACAGAAAGAAUGAUCCAGAGAAACAGAAUGAAAAUACAAGAAAAGAAAAAAAUUAUAUCAAUCCAGAUGUCGAUGAUCCAAAUUCUGCUGAAAAACGUAGAAAUGACUGUCUUAAUUGGGUUACAGAAAAAAUAAACUCUGGGCCUGAUCCAAGGACCAGAAAUCCAGAAAAGUUGAAAGAGGCUCAUUGGGAAGAAAAUAGAAAUGAAAAUUCAGGGAAUUCUUGGAAUAAAAACUUUGGUUCAGGUUGGAUGUCUAACCGUGGUAGAGGUAACCGUGGACGAGGCACUUACAGAGGUAGUUUUGCCUAUACCGAUCAGAAUGAAAGUAGGUGGCAAAACCGCAAACCCCUCUCAGGGAAUUCAAAUAGUGCAGGGAAUGAGUCUUUCAAAUUUGUGGAACAGCAACCCCAUAAGCGAAAAAGUGAGCAAGAGUUCUCAUUUGAUACACCUGCAGAUAGAUCUGGGUGGACAUUUGCCUCUAGUUGGGCUGUGAGAAAGACUCUGCCAGCAGAUGUACAAAACUAUUAUUCACGACGAGGCAGGAAUUCUUCAGGUCCACAGUCUGGAUGGAUGAGACAAGAAGAGGAAACAACUGAACAGGAUUCUAACCUGAAAGACCAAACAAACCAACAAAUUGAUGGUUCUCAGCUGCCUAUAAAUAUGAUGCAACCACAAAUGAAUGUAAUGCAGCAACAAAUGAAUGCACAACAGCAGCCUAUGAAUAUCUUCCCAUAUCCAGUGGGUGUUCAUGCUCCUUUGAUGAACAUCCAACGCAAUCCAUUUAACAUUCAUCCUCAGCUACCUUUGCAUCUCCACACAGGAGUGCCUCUUAUGCAGGUAGCUGCUCCUACCAGUGUGUCUCAGGGACUACCACCACCACCACCCCCUCCCCCACCAUCCCAACAAGUCAACUACAUUGCUUCACAACCAGAUGGAAAGCAAUUGCAGGGUGUUCCUAGUUCUUCUCAUGUAAGUAAUAACAUGAGUACACCAGUCUUGCCUGCUCCGACAGCAGCCCCAGGAAAUGUGGGAACAGUUCAGGGACCAAGUUCUGGUAAUACUUCGUCUUCAAGUCACAGCAAAGCCUCUAAUGCUGCUGUAAAAUUGGCAGAAAGCAAAGUAAGUGUUACAGUGGAAGCCAGCGCAGAUAGCUCGAAGACAGACAAGAAAUUGCAAAUUCAAGAAAAAGCAGCGCAAGAGGUAAAAUUGGCCAUUAAACCAUUUUACCAAAAUAAAGAUAUCACCAAGGAAGAAUAUAAAGAAAUUGUACGGAAAGCAGUAGAUAAAGUUUGUCAUAGUAAAAGCGGUGAAGUAAAUUCUACUAAAGUGGCAAAUCUGGUUAAAGCCUAUGUAGACAAAUACAAAUAUUCACGGAAGGGGAGCCAAAAGAAAACUCUGGAAGAACCUGUGUCUACUGAAAAAAACAUAGGCUGAAUUGGGGAGCACUAUAAAGGACAUUAUCAAGAUAUCUGCAAAGUGCAAUUUCAACAUGUACCAUUAACUGAAAAUCAUGCAUAACUGUGAUUGAAAUUUGGUUUUGAUAAAAUUAUUUUUUUUAACGUAGGAUAUAAUGUUUUGUUCUAAAUAAAUAAUAGUUCUGCACUGCAACUUCUAUACCCUUCCUUCCCCUCCACCUGAAAAGAAAAUUUCAAGGGAAAGUAAAGUGUUUAGAGGAAGGUGCAUUUUUAUUAGGACUGUGUUAUAGUGUGGAUACGGAAGAUGUACAGCUUUUGAUUAAAACAACGGAGUGCAUAAAUUAGAGACUUCUAAGUGCACUGGUUUUGCAAGAUAUAUAUAUAUAUAAUACAUUUAUUCUGUCAGGCUAAAAAAUAAAGUAUGAACUUUAUGAUUUUUCCCUUUAAUUAUAGAAAGUUAAAUAAUGUAUUACCAUGAAAAAUAUUUCUAAUAUUAAAUAGAACAUACCAGUUGCAGGGUUCCUAAUGUGUAUUUUUACAGCACAUAUCUGAAUAAAUUGCUGAGAUAGAAGAAGACAAAUUAUCACGAGUAAAAUUUAGUGUUCAAACUUUUGAGACACUCUUCACCUGUUGUGUGACCAAAUAAAGGUUAUGCUGCUUGUUUCUCUUUUGUGCCUUUUUUUCCCCAGUUGAGAUGAAGCUGUUUGAUUUGCCAGAUCACAACUUUGGCAGUUCAAAAUCUUUGUUCAAUUUAGAUGACCAAUUUGGGGAAAGUGUUGACAUUGUAGAAAUUAUGUUCUUUCAUAAUACCUUCUACCCAUCAGAGAUGAUAAAUUAUUUGUGCCAACUGGAGAAUUGUGUUAAGUUGUGACCCUUUCUUCCUUGGGACUAAGGUAGAAUUUCAAGACCCACUGCAUUGGCUUCAGGUUGUUGUUGCUCAUCUAUCUAAUCACUAAUGAAAUUCUUUUUACACUUGAGAAAUCCUCAAAUGCUUGGCAAUGAAUAAAAUGUUAAUUUGGUGACUAUGUGUUGGCCGUUAGUCAUAUUGCAAAAUUCCACAUUAAAACUUGUGUUUUGUUUGGAAAGAAAGGGGGAAAUUGAAUAAUGAAGUCUUGGUUAGGUUUUCAGGGACUAGGGAUUUGGUUGUUUGUUUUUAAUACUAGUGUAUGUUAAUUUUUAUAAAAGGUAAGUCUAAAAUGUUCAGAGAGGCAUUAUUUUAAUUGGCAUCUUAAAAGAACAGUGGGUUUUCUCCAUGAUAAACUGUAUUUUGUUCCAGUAACAAUUUUCAAUAGAUACCAAAUAACUGGAAAGCUGUUCAAAUAAGAUCUUAAUGGAUCCAAGGUAGAUAAAUGUCUCAGUGAGAUAAACUGAUCGUUUUACUAGCUAAACUCUUUAGUGAGAGCAAUACUCUAUAGGACUGUGCUUUUCUAAAGUAAAGAUUAUCUGUUUUUUAAUUUUAUGUGCAUAAUAUUUUCCUGGUGCUAGCUUUGAUAGGCAAAAUAUUUUGAAAUGUUGGCUCCCAUUAUGAUUGUGCUAGUUCAUGAGCUUUGUUAGGUUAUGAGUAUAAUCCUAAAAGUAUUUCCAAGCAGUUUUUGAUCUUCAUUCUACAUUUCUGGGCAUUUGUAAUAUGGUAUUCUACUGACGUAUAUAUUUUUAAUUAAAGUUUGUGUGUAGAUUAUGAUGAAGUUUGGAGUAUAUUUCUUCUAAGAAAAUACUAAGACAGUGUUUCAAAUAUCAAUGCACACCUCGGUUGUUUUGGUUAAGAACUCUAGAAACAAUUGUGGGAACUUUCAAUCUAUUUUGAGUUAAGGCUGGUUCACACUUUAAAAAUUUUGUAGCAAAUUGCUGUGCUUAUGCUGAUUAACCACACAAUACAAACUCUGCAUUUUCUUUCAGUGACAUUUAGUGAAUUAGGUGACGUUUUAAAAUGUGCUUAUACCGUUUAGCUUUUGCAAAGAAAUUUUAAACUUUUGGAGAAAACCUACGUGGUAUGGUCAAGAGUUAAACUCUCCUAUGUUUGGUAGUACUCUCAUGAAUUAUUUCUACCUUUCUUGAAAAUAACAAGUAUGUGUUCCGUAUCUGGGGCACUGGUUAGACUGCAUUUAAAAUAGCUAAUGAGAAAUGUUUCUGGAUUAGAAUUCAACCUUUUUAAAUUUUGAAAUGUUUAAGAAUAUGUUAGAAAAUGCAUGCUUUAUGUUGAAAAAGUAUGUUGCAUUAACAUUCCCCAUUCUUGCUUUUUUCCAGAAAUUCACAUUAAUUUUGCAUGUGCACAGACUUAAAAAACAUUUGUAGGGUUACAUAUUGUUAUUUAUCAAGAUUCAGUAUUGACCUUUGAAACCUUGGUCCCUUUAACUUACUAGUCACAUUGACCGAUAUUUUAGGCUAUAUAGAUGCCUAGAAUUUUGAGACUAAUAGAAGUUAUCUAUGAUUUUAACAUUCCAAAAGUUUUAUGAUUUUUUUUUUUAUAAUUACAUUUUAUUACCUUCCUUUAAAUGAUUUCAGUGUAUACUGUUUGAAUGUUCCAUCCAAAAGAUGUAGCUUCAGAAGCACAGUGGUUGCCCCACGGUCCAUGAGACAUUGUUUGUAGUAUGAGGUUGGAGUGCUGUCUACUGAAAUAAUACUCUUAAAUAUGUAGUGUGUAAUAUUUUCUAAUAAAUUCUUUUGAUAAACAAA